AUGGAUCUCGGCACGGAACAUGGUCGCCGCGACAACGACCCCUUCGGAAUCCUCACCGGCCGGGGUCGUGGAGACGAGCGGGAUGCGCUGGUCCUGAACGUGCUGUUGCUAGGCGACAGGCAGAGUGGGAGGAGCUCCGUGGGGAACGCUCUGAUUGGUGGAGAGGAAUUCCAAACAGGCGCCUGCAUUUCUGGCGUUUCCGUGACGACGGAGCAUCAAGUCCUCAGCCGAAACUUCCAGAGCUACUUCAGAAGACGGGGGGCGGAGUCCGACCUCCUGUUGAGAGUGGUUGACACGCCCCCCACGGCGCCCCGCCCACAGAGGUUGCACGAGCUCUGCCCCGAGGGCGUGCAUGUACUCGUGCUCGUUGUGAGAGUGGACCUGCCGCACGGCAACACACACCUGGCUGAGCACGUGGAGACUCUCUUCGGUCCGGAAUGGCGUCGUCACGCUUUACUCGUUCUCACGCACGCCGACCACCUGAAGGAAGCGGGGCUCCAUCCGUCAGUCUACCUCACACAGACCAGUGAUUGGCUGAGAGCUCUGGCUGAAGAGGUGGCAGGAGGAGUCUUGUUCUUGGACAACAGCUGUGAUUGGCCGUCAGUCAGAGGACGACCGCUGAGAGACCGACUGCUCCGCCUCUCAGCCGGCAACCAUCACGGAGCUCUGACGCUCAGGACAGACGUCUCACUCUGACUCCACCUUAAAGAGGAACCACACACUGGUGGCUCCAUGCUGCCGUACCAGUUUACCAACAACACAAAUACUGUGUGAUAAAUGAUCUUAUGUGUGUCUGCUGUGAAUCCUCCUUCCCCCCCCUCCCUAACCAUGACAUUAUGUCACAUAACUGUUCCAGAGCUGUUUAGUGAGUUGAAAGAGUUGUUUGUUGAACUGGUAAUCACAAGAUUUAUACAUAAUAAAAAGCAUCCCUGUGUUUUAUGAUUAAUGUUUGAACAAACCAGAAUCACAGAAGACA
Sebastes umbrosus (honeycomb rockfish) is the source of this 976-nucleotide messenger RNA. RefSeq names its product GTPase IMAP family member GIMD1-like. The transcript has 3 exons. The coding region runs from base 1 to 696 and encodes 231 amino acids. Gene Ontology annotation, molecular function: GTP binding. NCBI's taxonomy places the organism in Eukaryota, Metazoa, Chordata, Actinopteri, Perciformes, Sebastidae. The record is from RefSeq and is a predicted model, not a curated record.